AUGUGGCUCUUGGAGAAAGCUGGCUACAAGGUGGGGACCGCCGAGCCCGGGGCCCGGUGGGCACCCUCCAACCUGUUCCCUAAGCGCCGCGCCCCGGGCCCGCCCGCGCGCGCCUGCCCCAACAUCCUCACCCCCGACCGCAUCCCGCAGUUCUUCAUCCCGCCUCGGCUCCCGGACCCAGGCGGCGCCGAGCCCCAGGUCGGGCGCGACGCGGGCGGCCGAGGGCUGCGGCCGCGCGUGCGCCCGCGGGGCCAGCGGAGCCGCGUGGUUAAGUGCAGCGCCAACCCCAUCUUCAACGAGGACUUCUUCUUCGAGGGGCUCGGCCCGCCGGACCUGGCCGCCCGCAGCUUGAGAGCCAAGGUGCUGGACAGGGGCGCAGGGCUCCGCAGGGACGUGCUGCUAGGAGAGUGCGAGACGCCCCUUAUUGCCCUGCUGCCCCCCUUGGGUGGAGGGCUAGGCCCGGGGACCUCCCUGGCGCCCGCCCACCUCAGCCUCUAG
Molecule: messenger RNA, 498 nt
Organism: Trichechus manatus latirostris (Florida manatee)
Lineage: Eukaryota; Metazoa; Chordata; Mammalia; Sirenia; Trichechidae
Gene: C2CD4D
Product: C2 calcium dependent domain containing 4D
Exons: 2
Coding region: 1-498 (165 amino acids)
Source: RefSeq, a predicted model, not a curated record